UCUCUAGGCUAUGGGUGAUGGGUAUUAAACAAUUAAAUAAUACUAAAAUCACAGAUUAAAUAAAACUUAAUAAAUUUUAUUUAAUCUGUGCUAAAAUUUAAAGAGUUUAGUGUAUUCUAUUAUAGAUAGUAAAAUAAUAGUGUGUGUAUUUAUCAAUUAUGUUUAAAAAAAAAGGACAAAUUUGAUUUAAUACCUAUUUACUUUUUUGUUUAUAUGUUAAAACUAUGAUUUUGUAAAUUUUAUUUGAGCUAUUAUAAUUUAUAAUAAGAUUUGGAACAACAUGAGCAAAAGGAAAGCCCCAAGUGAUUCCACAAAUCCAAAUCAUGAUUUUUGUGAAUUUUUAACUGAAUUGGCUGAUUAUGAGAAAAAUGUCACACGUAAUAUAUAUAAGUGCAAUGCUUAUCGGAAAGCUGCGAGCGCUUUAGCUAAGUACGGUAAACGUAUAAAGUCUGGUGAAGAAGCACAAAAACUUGAUGGCAUUGGUGAUAAAAUAUCCAAAAAAAUUGAUGAGUUUUUAGGAACCGGAAAAUUGAAAAAAUUGGAUAAUAUAAGAAAUGAUGAAGCUUCAGUGUCUAUAAAAGAAUUAACUAGAGUUAGUGGUAUUGGACCAGCUAAAGCAAAAGAAUUAUACGAUUUAGGUAUUACAAAUAUUGACAUUUUGUUAAAACAUCAAGAUAAAUUAAAUCAUCAUCAGAUUAUAGGACUAAAAUAUUUAAAUGACUUUGAGGAAAAAAUACCAAGAAGUGAAGUUAUUAAAGUAGAACAAAUCAUCAAAAAAACAUUACAUGAUUUGGAUCCUAAAUAUAAAGUUACUAUUUGUGGCAGUUUUAGACGAGGUAAAGAAUUUAGUGGAGAUAUUGAUACCUUAAUUUCUCAUCCAUCAUUUAUGUCUCAUGAUACUAAGAAAAAAAGUAACAAAUUACAAGUGGUUGUGGAUAUUCUGAAGAAAAAUAAUCUCAUUACUGAAACUAUAUCGUUAGGAGAUGCCAAAUUCAUGGGUGUAUGCAAAGUGGAUAGUGUAUCAAGAAGAUUAGACAUUCGCCUAAAUCCAUAUGAUCAGUUUUAUUGUGCUGUUCUUUAUUUUACUGGGAGUGAUUUAUUUAACAAGCAAAUGAGAGAUCAUGCUUUACAUCAAGGUUUUACACUCAAUGAAUAUACUUUGCGACCAAUGGGUUCUACAGGUAUACCAGGGGAACCAGUGGAGAUAAACAGUGAAGAAGAUAUUUUUGAUUAUUUAGAUUAUCCUUACAAAAAGCCUGAAGAACGCAAUAUAUAGUUUUAUAUAAUAAUAUUAUACCAUAGAUUUAAUAUACUAAUAUACUAAUAUAUUCAUUUAAUUUAUGAUAAUAAAGUGUAAUAAACUUUAUUAAA
Aphis gossypii (cotton aphid) is the source of this 1371-nucleotide messenger RNA. Its product is annotated as DNA polymerase beta-like. The transcript has 7 exons. The record is from RefSeq and is a predicted model, not a curated record. Gene Ontology annotation, molecular function: DNA-directed DNA polymerase activity; DNA binding. NCBI's taxonomy places the organism in Eukaryota, Metazoa, Arthropoda, Insecta, Hemiptera, Aphididae. Bases 281 to 1276 code for a protein of 331 amino acids. Gene Ontology annotation, cellular component: nucleus. Gene Ontology annotation, biological process: double-strand break repair via nonhomologous end joining.